GGUAUAAAAUAUCAUUAGUGGUAGUUCCGGAGAACACUUGUUGGCGCACAGCAGGCAUCGUUAGGGGGCUAAUUCCCUCAGCUUGAGUUAUUAAUUUUGUUAUUUCGUUGCAAUCAAAGUCAAGUGGUAGCACAGUCAAGUGGUAGUAGUCAUAACGACAAGUUAUUGCGUAAUUUUUCGGCUUCACUUCAGUGUUAAUUGACAUAUAAACCUUGGAGAAUGUCAUUGAUAAAAUUGCUUUUCCUAUUCACGUUAAUAUUACUUAUUCAUAAUGAAAACACAAGUGCAUUGAAAAUCCUUGCGAUUUUUCCAUUCGCUGGCAAGAGCCAUUUUAUCGGAGGCGAGCAUCUGCUCAAGAAAUUGACACGCAGGGGUCACAGUGUUGACGUGGUCUCCCAUUUUCCUCAGAAAGACGCGAUACCGAAUUAUCGUGACAUCAGUAUCCGAGGCUCGUCUCCCAUUAUUGCGAAUAAUGUGACAUUUGACAAUUUUUCGAAAUUUAAUUCUGUCCAGCACAAGAAUUUUGUGGAAGCCGCGGGGACUGAUGUGUGUGAUUUACUGGGUUUUCAUGUUCUUCAGGAGCUGAUGGAGACACCCAAGGGGACUUAUGACGUUAUCAUUGUUGAAUUCUUUGCUGCUCAUUGUUACAUCGCAUUCGGUCAGAAGCUGAAUGCUCCUGUAGUGGGAUUCGGAACGUCCAAAUUGCAGGAUUGGUUAUUCGGCCAUUUUGGGAAUCCCCUUAAUCCGUCGUAUAUGCCGAGUUACUUUUCAACGUUCGCUCAACGGAUGACAUUUUGGGAGAGAUUGCAGAAUACGUUGCUGAUUAGUAGUGUUUGUAUUCAAUUUGAUCAUUACUUGAAGACCCAGAUUUCUCAGGUAGAGAAACAUUUUGGCAGGAGAAUUUCAUCGAUCGAUGAAUUAUUUAAUGAUGUAUCCUUAGUUCUCGUUAACGAGCACUUCAGUACGAAUGAUAUCAAGCCGGCGACGCCAGACAUUAUCGAUGUCGGUGGACUACAUAUAUAUGAUAAUACUCAGCGAUUGGCGCCUGAGGUACAAAAUUGGUUGGAUGAGAGUAUCGAGGGCUGCGUAUAUUUUACAUUCGGCUCCACCGUGAAUAUCGAAUCCUUUCCCAAGGAUUUAUUAAAAGCAUUCUAUCAGUCUUUCGAGAAGAUUGCACCAGUACGAGUGCUGAUGAGAGGUGAUCCCAAAGCUCAUCUCAAAGAUUUGCCGGAAAAUGUCAUGAUAUUACCGUGGAUUUCACAGAUAGCUGUACUGAAACAUAAGAACGUCAAGGCAUUCAUAACUCACGGCGGCCUCCUGGGAACUCAGGAAGCUAUCGCUCACAAAGUUCCAAUGAUCGGUAUUCCUUUUUUUGGUGAUCAACAUACGAAUAUGCGAAACUACGAAAACCGAGGAAUCGCCGUGAUUCUGGACGUGAAAACCCUCAACGAGAAUUCCCUCACUAAUGCGAUUAAUACUGUCCUGAAGGAUCCAACUUAUAGGAAAAAUAUUGCGAAAAUGUCGGCCCUCUUCUGGGAUCGCCCGAUGAGUCCUGUGGACACGGCCAUUUACUGGAUUGAAUACGCAGCGAGACAUGGGCCAGUCUUGAAAUCACCAGCGACUGAGUUAUCCUGGUGGAAACUCUACUUGUUGGAUGUUUAUGGUUUCAUGUUAAUGUGUAUUCUCGCAAUUAUCUUCACAAUCAUCAAACUGAUCACACUGCUGUGCAGGUGCGCUAGUGGAACUCGUCCGAAAAAUAAGGUCUCGAGAGCCAAUAAAAACAAAUGAGUAAUUUUCAUGUCGGCAGUGUAAAUUUUCAAUUCACAUGAGAAUGAAUAAAACAUAUCAAAUAAUGUGUGAA
Diachasma alloeum is the source of this 1861-nucleotide messenger RNA. Its product is annotated as UDP-glucuronosyltransferase 1-9. The transcript has 5 exons. The record is from RefSeq and is a predicted model, not a curated record. The coding region runs from base 220 to 1788 and encodes 522 amino acids. Gene Ontology annotation, molecular function: UDP-glycosyltransferase activity. Lineage: Eukaryota; Metazoa; Arthropoda; Insecta; Hymenoptera; Braconidae.